Messenger RNA from Scatophagus argus, 6044 nucleotides. RefSeq names its product ring finger protein 150a (gene rnf150a). The transcript has 8 exons. The coding region runs from base 452 to 1741 and encodes 429 amino acids. The record is from RefSeq and is a predicted model, not a curated record. Lineage: Eukaryota; Metazoa; Chordata; Actinopteri; Scatophagidae.
CAUUUCUUUCCUACACUUCACAGUUCACGGCACACGUAUCACAUAACAAAAUUAGACAAAAAAAAUCAGACAAAAUCCAGUACUGUUGAUUGAAUGUUUUUUCCCCCGUUUUAUGACUGUUUUAGUUUCUCCAUAUGCCUUGUCCACGCCCCGGUCACGUGCUGUUGAGCUGUCAGCCAAUCCAGAGCGAGGAUAGGAAACGGUUAACAGUGAACAACAACACACGGCGUCGCCUGUUCAUGCAGGUGGUGGUGUGUGUGGUGGACUCCCGCACGUAGCUCUCAAACUCCUGGGACACCUCAUCUGUGAGGGCUGGUGUCUGGCUCUGGCUACCAUGAAAGGUGAAUGUUUCAUCCUGCACCUCUUGUAAAAAGAGGGACGUGGUCUGAGCUUUCCGGUCAGGACUAGACCCGGUGCUCGUCAUCUAUCUUAAGACAGUCUUUCAUUCACAAUGGCACCGUCUCUCAUCCGAGCCUGCCGCAGUCUGGCUCUCUCGACGUGGCUGCUGUCGUUCUGUUUCGUCCAUUUGCUGUGCCUGGACUUCACUGUUGCAGAGAAGGAGGAAUGGUACACGGCUUUUGUCAACAUCACCUAUCUGGACCCCGUCACUUCCGAGGUCAAGACGGAGAAAACCGAGUGCGGUCGGUAUGGCGAACACUCGCCCAAGAAAGAAGCCAGAGGUCUGCUCCUGCUGCCGUCUCUGAUGCAGGACAGACAGGCGUGCGACCCAAACGUCAGGUUCCCGCCUGUGUCUCACAACACCGCCUGGGUGGCGUUGGUGGCUGCCGGGAAUUGUACAUACCGAGAGAAAAUCCGUAACGUUGCAAACCACAACGCCUCUGCAGUUGUAAUAUACAACGUGGGCUCCAGCAGUGCCAACGACACAAUAACAAUGCCCCAUCCAGGUACAGGUGAUGUUGUGGCCAUCAUGAUCCCAGAGCCCAAAGGUCGUGAGAUUGUGGCCUUGCUGGAGAAGCACAUCGUGAUCACGUUGCACAUUACCAUAGGAACCCGCAACCUGCAGAAGUAUGUGAGCAGGACGUCGGUAGUGUUUGUCUCCAUCUCCUUCAUCGUUCUCAUGAUCAUCUCGCUCGCCUGGCUCGUCUUCUACUACAUCCAGAGGUUUCGCUAUGCCAAUGCACGGGACCGCAAUCAGAGACGUUUGGGAGAUGCUGCCAAAAAGGCCAUCAGUAAGCUACAAGUACGCACCAUUAAGAAAGGAGACAAGGAGACUGAGUCAGACUUUGACAGCUGUGCUGUUUGCAUUGAAGGUUAUAAACCUAAUGAUGUUGUCAGGAUAUUACCCUGCAGGCAUGUAUUCCAUAAGCACUGUGUUGACCCGUGGCUACAAGACCACCGGACCUGCCCCAUGUGUAAAAUGAACAUCCUCAAAGCCUUGGGAAUCCCACUCAGUGCAGACUGUUCAGACGAUAUGCCUCCAGACUAUGAGACGUCUGUCGGGGGUCCACCCACCAACCCCAUCAGUGGGGCGAGUGAAGUCACAGUUAACGAGAGCUCGGUCGUUCUGGAUCCGGCUGGAAGAGCGAUAGGCCUUCAGCAGCUCCCUCCUAAUGCAGAGACAGAACCUCAGGCAGGAGAGGAGAGCCAUAUCAUCGCCAGCAGCGAGCACCAGCCUCCGCUCAGCAGUGAUUCAGACACUUCCAUAAUCACGGGCGUGGAGGUAGGCAUUUCGGACGUCGACCUGUCCACAGAGCAGGAGUGUGAUGUGGCCAAAUCCUGAAUCGUUCCAAGUCGAGAAGAAAAAGGUAUGAAUCACCAGGGGGAGGAGGACGAGCGCAGGACUGAGUGACCAGGGGCUUCCUUUACUUCUGCCCCUUGAGGACGUGACAUCUCAGAAGAUGGGCAAAAGAGCAAUACAACUUAGCAGAACAAAGACAACCAGUUCUGUCUUUACUGCAUCUGUGGACAUGUUGCUUGCUUGUUUUCUAGCUGUCGCACUUCACCAUUUUGUUGGUUUGACUACCAUGGUGACCAGACACACAAUCACAGUUUUCACAUUGUGGUGGUCCAGUUUUUAUCCACAUCAUUAAGCCUAGCAUCUGAAAUACACAUGCAAUGCUGUGGCCCUUUACGAUACUGAGAAGGCUGAAUUAGUUUCUCCUCACUCUGACAAACUAAAGCUGCUGCUGGGUACAAUAUAAGCACAGGAACAGCAGGGCCUCCUUAGUGCCAGUUUACAGCUCUGAUUAUUAUUUUUUAAAAAAAGAAAAAUAUGUUCAGAUUGUUUGAAUUCUUGGUAAGAGAUCACUGCCAACAUAUUCCAAAAGUAGGUUUUAUUGAUGUGAUGGAUACAUAGCUUGUCUAGAGCCUUUAUCAGCAGUUGGUGUGAAUUCCCACCAGCAGUUUUUCAACUUCUGUUAUUAUCCCUUGAACACUUGAAGCACAAGUAUUUCAAGUUCAUGUGGUCCUGCGACAUUUGAGGAGUCGGAAUAUGUAUGCACGUGCUAUAAUUUAGCUUCUUUUUUGUGAAAUCUUAAUUUCUAACUGCUGUUUUACCAGCUGAAUUGUCCUGUUACUGAGAGGAUGGAAACAAACACAAUGUAGACACUUCUGUCCUCAUAUUUGACAAUCAUAGCUUGCCACAAGCAGUUUGAAGUAAUGUCAGCCAUUGCCCUACUGAAACAGCUGCAGGAAAUUAUCACAACACACAAUGCUGGUGAGGACUCCCUCCCUUUUGCCUGGAAGGAGAUGUUUAUAUGUGAGUUCACACUCAGCAGCGGUCGCCACCAAAUCCUCGCAGUGUGAACAUAGCCAACCAAUAUAAAUAUGUCAGCACGUCUUUGUGCCAAGAUUGACGUUUUUUGGGGUUUUUUUUUUGGUUUGGUUUGUUUUUUUUCAUGAGCAUUGAUUCUGUUGGCUGUCAAGCAGACUUUAACAGAAAUGAUUCUCUUCAUGAUAUUAAACUUUAUUAAGAAGUAACUGACAUAGAAUUGGAUGGCUUAAGUUAGUUGAGAGGUAAACUUUAUUUGUGGAAAAGGAGGAAGAUGCAUUUGAAUUGAUCGUUUGAGGAUUUCAAAGCUCCGGACAUGAGAUUUUCUCCUAUGGUUCAAAAAGCUUUAGAAUGAAAAUGUUUACAGUUGUGGGAUAGUUGAGAUAUUUUGUUUGAGCUACAUCCACAUUAAGUCGGCUAUUUUUCGAUAAGAACUUGCAUGCAGCCAGAAAAACAUUUAAGUAAUAGGAGAACAUCUCUUAUUCUUAGUGUUGUGGUCAGCAAACAAGAAACCUGCAACGCAGAAAUGGAUUAGACUGAUGGUUACUGUACUGAGUUGAGAAGCACCUGUUGGUGCCCUCUGGUGGCUGAAAGUUAGCCUUGCUUAAAGGUAUAAUAUGUAACAAUUCCACAUUAAAAUGUCUAAAAAUGACUAAGUCAAUGUUUUUACAACCUUAAAUUUUGUUGAGUUCUGUAUUGCAGUGUUUUCCAACCCAGUUCAAAGAUACUUGAUGGCACAAGAUAACAAUGUGUGUUAAUUCACCUGUCACUAUAACUUCCUGGAGAGAGUAGUCAGUGAACACAACUAAAGGUACCAUGAAUAAGAGAAUUAAGCUUACAAUACAUGUUUUUAAUAGCUUUCAGCUAUAAAUGGAAUAUAGAAAUUCUAAACAUGGAGUUGAGUUGUAUUAAAAUAAAAAUCCUGUUAUUUUAAUUUGCCUUUUAUUCGGAGUUUGACUUUAAGCUUUCACCAGCUUAAACCACCAGCACAGAACAGCAAAGUUAAGAAUAUACAGCAGUGAGUAACAGCAGUUAGACCUUAUGGGAUUAGAAAAACACCAGCUUCAUGUGGAUGGAGGAAUAAGUCAAAGAAUUGAAGAGGUAUUUUUUUAAAUUAGGCCGAGUUAGUUUGGACAUACUCUUAAACUCCCUUAUUCAUUAUCCUUAUCUAAUUAAUUCUCCUACUUUAUCAUUUGUUGUUCUGUUUCAGUCCUUCCAGUCACCCUCCAAGUUACUUUUUCAGUGUUGUCAUGCUGAAGAAGAUCAGAAACACCCAACACUCCACUUGCACACUGAUGAAGCACAGACACACUGACUGAGUCAAUGGAACCAGAGGAAUUUAACUGGAUUGUUUUCUCUCCAUAUCCAGUCACUGUUUCCAUUGUGUCCUACAGCCAGCUGGGAUUGUUAUAUAAAAGGCACAUGUGCACACACCCAUGCUCGGCUCAAUCACUGAAGGAUCGUUGAAUGUAGGGAUAAAUGUUUCAGUAUUUAAUAGAAAUGUUGGUUUUGGGAGCAGAACGUUUUAAUUCUUUAUAUCUCGGAAUGUUUUGCGAGACUGUUUGUUCUUGGCUAUAGCAGCCUGAUAUCCAUUUCUAGAUAGUACUUAUUGCUAAAGUAAGAAGUUAAGUAAGAAUAUUUUGGUUCUGACAGAAAUGUUCAAUAGUGAAAUACUGGCUGCACUUAGGAAAAAGCUUGAUCACAUUACUUCUCUUUAUAUUCAACUCUUAGCACAUACUGAACAGUCCAACAUGUAACCUGUGACAUCAAUUCAGUUUAUUUUUCAAUUCAGUUUAUUUAUGUAGCGCCAAUUCACAACAAAAGUUAUCUCAUGACACUUUCCAAUUUGAGCAGAUCUAGACCAGACUCUUUAAUUAAAUUGUAAAUAGAGAGAGCCCAACAUUCCCCCUUGAGCAAGCACUUGGCGACAGUGGCGAGGAAAAAACUGCCACAUCAGUGUGACUGAAUGUGUGGAGGCAUUUUACAUUAAUGAACAUACGUCUUCAGCCGUUUUAACUCUAGCUUUACAUCUUUGGUGUUGUAGGUAUGAAGGUGGGGGGUGACUCUGAUUCCUGUUAGCACAUCAUAGAUACAGAUGGUUAAGUAUCUGCCAGUCUGAUGUGGACCUCCUAGGCCUCUGUAUGUUACAUCAGCUCGCAUGAAUAAUGAGACGGCACAAGAUAACCCAGAAGCAUCAGUCUCUGUCGCUCUCUUCUCUCUCACGUGUUACCGCUGACCCACAAUUUGCACUUAUGAACUUCUCACAUUUGCACGCAAACAUGACAAAUACUCUGACCAUUCGUCUGGUUGGCAUAGAUGAACAUACGAUACGAUUGCAACAUAAUGACAUUCAGUGUACUUAUGAAGUUACACAAGAUUGUUGACCCCAGUUGUACCUGCAACACUGCAUCAUCUACUUUAAGUGUCUGUAAUUUCCUAAUGAUUUCCAACAAGUUUCCUGGAAAGAUUAAUGUAAUUUGGUGCUGAUCUAGGGUGAAUUAGAAAUGUGCUUUAAAAGAAAAGCUUGGUUUAAACAAAAGAAUCCUAAACUUUAUUCUCCAUGUUUUGUUCAUUUGUUCAGUUUACCUGAGAAGGGACUGUAGUCAUUGAUCAACACAAAAAAAAUGAUGUUAAAAAGGCACCCAAAUAAAACAACAUAUCUCAUCAAAUUCAGACACAACAUACUAAAUAAGCACAAAAUGGUAAAUAAUAUCACAGCACAACACAUGAUAGUUAGCUGCAUCCAUACUGAAUAGCUAAGAAAAAGAAAAAAAAACACCUGUAGUUAAAGUUAAAAUGCUGGUCACCUGCUGUGCACUAAAACACUCUCUAGGAUAAAUGGAACUGAUUAAUUGUAAUGAAUGUGAACUCUUCUCUCUAUUUAGUACCAAAUUAUGUUGUUCUAUCAAUUAUAUUGUUAAAUAUAGACUUUUGUUUUAUUCUGAAGUGACGGACCUGUAAAAUGAAGUGUGACCCUGAGCUAGUUAAUCAAGUCUAGUUUUGUCCUCCUGUCACAUGUGUUUUCUUCUGUUUGUGUUAACUCUCCUAUAUUGCACUUUAUCCCUCCAGUGAAUGUGGAGCGGCUGUACUGAAUGACUUGACAAAGUCUUUUACGUACAGCUUUUGAGAAAGAGGGCUACAGUAUUUAACGUGGCACAUGACUCAGUUGUUGGUUAUUGUGUAAUGUUGUGAUCUUUUAUCUGUGCUACUGUGUAUGUGUGGGGUGGUGGGGGUUAUCAGUAUAUUGUACACUAUACCCAGCAGAAAUAACAGCAUUGGUAUUUUGUAAUAUUAAAAGAAUUCUUAAGUACGA